Messenger RNA from Knipowitschia caucasica, 1002 nucleotides. NCBI's taxonomy places the organism in Eukaryota, Metazoa, Chordata, Actinopteri, Gobiiformes, Gobiidae. The record is from the annotation of a GenBank genome assembly.
AUGGCGUCAAAGAGCGUGUGCGUGCUCCUGCGGCGGUGUUUGUCAUCGGCAGCAGCUGCAGUACCGCUCUCCGCCUCUCACCGUUCUCACAGAAAUGCAGUGUUUUCUCGUGAGCAGAGCAGACAGAGGGCGCUGUUUCCCCGAGUGGAGAAGCUGGAAGUGUCUCUGCAGGGACCAGGUGUGGAGGGGACACUGCUGGUGAUGAACCGAGGAACUUCUACUCCUUUGAGCUGUGCGAGACACCUCACAGAGUACCAUGUGGAAAGCUCUGUUCUGGCUCUGGUUGACGGAGAACUAUGGCCUCUUCACAAACCACUGACUGACAACUGUACCCUGUCUCUGCUCACGUUUAAGGACAAAGACCCUACAGCCGUCAACGAGGCGUACUGGCGCUCCUGCUCUGCUCUACUGGGACAGGUCUUGGAGACGGCUUUCAAAGAGGACUUAAGAGUGGAGCUCCUGCCCUCAGUGCAAACACCAGUUUCUUCCGGUGCUUUCUGUUGUGACGUGGUUUUGGAUCCACAGCUUGAUUCAUGGACGGCUUCUGAGGAGUCUCUGCGCUCUCUUACCCGAGCGGCUCAGCUCCUCAUCCAGCAGAACCUGCCCCUGGAGCCUCUGGACGUGUUACCGGCAGUGGCCCUUGAGGUUUUCUCCCACAGCAAGUGUAAACAGGAGGAAGUGGAGAAGAUGGCAGCGGAGAGCCCCAGAGGAAUUGUGCAGCUCUACAGAUGUGGGGACCAUGUGCUCCUGUCCAGCGGUCCCCUAGUGGCCAGGACCAGUCUGUGCUCACAGUACGAAGUGACCGCCCUCCACAGUUUGGGACACGGGCCGUGGGGCCUCCAUCGCCGCUUGCAGGGGCUGUCUCUGCCCACACAGCUCCAGGCUCAUCACACGGUCUGGAGGAAGCUGAGGAAGAGAGCAGAGAAACUGGUAGAAGUCCCCGCUCCUGACAUGACGUUGGCCACUUCCUCAGCUCCCAGCCAAUCAGCAGCAAGCAAUUAA